Molecule: messenger RNA, 1450 nt
Organism: Hypoxylon fragiforme
Lineage: Eukaryota; Fungi; Ascomycota; Sordariomycetes; Xylariales; Hypoxylaceae
Product: WD40 repeat-like protein
Exons: 4
Coding region: 159-1298 (379 amino acids)
Biological process (GO): autophagy of mitochondrion; protein lipidation; nucleophagy
Cellular component (GO): extrinsic component of membrane; phagophore assembly site membrane; cytosol
Molecular function (GO): phosphatidylinositol-3-phosphate binding; protein binding; phosphatidylinositol-3,5-bisphosphate binding
Source: RefSeq, a predicted model, not a curated record
AGACCCUUACGAACUAUCUAGUUCUCAUCGAUGCUCGGCAUCGCAUCGCAUUGCAUCACAUCUUGAUUUCGUUCAUCUCGUCGGUUGUAAUCGAUAUCUCUCACUAGCCUGUCAUUUAAGCCCCCAAGUAUCCUCGUAGAAUUAUCAAACCAGCAAUCAUGAAUACCCGACCAACUCUCGAAACCCAUAGCGAUCCUGUCGCAUUAUCCGUCACCUUCAACAGCGACGCAAGUCGGUUUGUUGUCGGUUUGAACACAGGGUUCUGCAUUUUCCUCUCAAACUCUUGCCAAGUACAAACUGCGAGAGUCUUCGACGCAGGCCUCGGCCUCGUGCAGAUGAUGGGUAAUGCCAAUUAUCUUGCUCUUGUUGGUGGCGGCCGCUCGCCCAAGUUCCCACAGAACAAGGCCAUAAUAUGGGAUGACAGCAAGAGUAAAAUAGCACUGGAGAUAGCCACAUUAACCGCUGUUCGCGGCGUUCAGAUCUCUAAGACGAGGAUCGCUGUCGUGCUGCAGAACAGCGUGAGGGUGUAUGCCUUUCGUAAGCCGCCGCAGCCGCUUGCCAAAUAUGAAACCUCAGACAACCUUCUCGGUCUCUGUUGUCUCACGGAGGACAUUCUAGUGUUCCCUGGUAGGACCCCGGGCCAGGUCCAAGUGGUUACUUUAGCAACGGAUAGUGUUAGCAUUAUCCCAGCCCAUUCUUCAAAUCUGGGGGCUUUGCAGCUUAGUUCGGAUGGUGGACUACUUGCUACGGCAAGUGAGAAGGGGACGAUUAUUCGUAUCUUUUCGACUAGUAGUUGCGCGAAAAUUGCUGAACGACGGCGUGGCACGGAGUUUGCCACGAUAUACUCCUUGCGCUUUAGUCCGUCGGGGAACAUGCUCGCUUGCACCUCGGAUAAGGGUAGUUUACACGUUUUCGACGUCCCUAACCCGCGUAGAGCUCGGUCGGCGUCACCAGCCCCCAGCAUCGGUGGUGGCAGUUCUAACACCGAAGCCAAGAACAAAUGGGGCAUCUUGAGCAACAUCCCGUUCGGGCCAUUUUCUGAUAUUUACUCGUUUGCAUCGGUAUCUUUUGAGACAGGUGAGGAACCUCUUCUCCCUAGCAACACCACAGCUCGGGGAGACAGUCCCGUACUGGGUACUAGUAGGCCAGUGAAGGGAGUCAUUGGCUGGAUAGACGAGAGCACUUUAGCAGUCGUCGGUGCUGGACAGGAUGCACGCUGGGAGAAGUUUGUGCUCAAAGAGGAGGAUGGUCGUACCGUGAUCGUAAGGGAAGGAUGGAAAAAAUACCUGGGGAACUAGAGCAAACUCAAGAUUUAUUACGAGAACGACCCAGAUCACAAGGUGGGGUACUUUUUCUCAGAGCCGGGGGCUCGUUCUGGGAAAUAUUGAUAAAUAUGGGACUGGGACUGGGACUGGGACUGCGAAUUCAGCAUGGAGUAAAUGGACUCAUG